CCCUCUUUUCUUCAUCUCUCUCUCUCAAUCCAACCAUUCCACCACAUACUCCGGCGGAUUAGCGAUUACCAUCUCUCUGAUCCACGCUAUGCUCCAUCUCUCUCACCAUCCAAUUCGUGGUGGCGUCGUCUAAUUUUUUCCUCGGUUCAAUUUCCAAACACAAUCACGGCUUCAUUUGAUUAUCUCUUCCAACCGCCAACCAUCCACCAUCUCCGGAGAUCUUCGCCGUCCAGUCUUACGGUGGACGACAAGGGCCGGAUUCCUUCCCCGCACGGCGGCCGGGGUGCCUUACCCUCCGAAGGCGGCUCCCCAUCCGAUCUCCUCUUCCUCGCCGGCGGCGGCCCCUUCUUCUCUUUCGCCGCCUAACUCUGACUUUUUUUUAAUUAAUUCAUUUCUCGUAAUUUUUCUUCCAUAAUCAUCCUAUCCCCUUUGAGUAUAACCGAGAGUGGUUCGUAGAUAUGGUGUCUGUAUUAGAGAGGAAAUUGACGAUAAAGAGGGUUGCCACCGUGGUUUCUAACUACCAGGAGAAUGCGUCUACUGAUGACCUCGCAUCUAUGGCGCAGGGCUGCGGCCGAAAUUGCCUCGGAAGCUGCUGCUUGCCUGUUUCGAAGCUGCCUCUCUAUGCAUUCAGUACGGAUGAGGAAGAGCAAGGUCACGACGAAGUUGAUGCAUCUUGUGAUGGCAAAUCUCCUGAAAAGUCCUAUUUAAACAAUUUGUUGCUAGGGCAGUGGGAAAAUCGUAUGACUCGGGGGCUUUUCAGGUAUGAUGUUACCUCUUGUGAGACUAAGGUUAUUCCUGGAACAUAUGGCUUUGUGGCACAGCUGAAUGAAGGACGUCACCUUAAGAAACGGCCGACAGAGUUUCGGGUUGACAAGGUUCUCCAACCUUUUGACAAGAACAAAUUCAACUUUACAAAAGUGGGUCAAGAGGAAGUGCUCUUCAGGUUUGAGCCAAGUGAAGAUGGAAAAACUAGUUAUUUUCCUUGCUCUCAAAUUGAUCCCUCGGCCAGUGUCGUUGCAAUUAAUGUGAGUCCCAUUGAGUACGGACAUGUGCUUCUAAUUCCCCGGGUCCUUGAUUGCUUACCCCAGAAAAUUGUUCAUGACGGCCUUAUGCUUGCUCUUCACUUUGCUAAAGAGGCGUCGAAUCCCUUUUUCAGAGUGGGCUAUAACAGUUUAGGUGCAUUUGCCACCAUCAACCAUCUUCACUUUCAGGCAUACUUCUUGUCUGCCCCUUUUCCAAUCGAGAAAGCACCAACAUGCAAAAUAAUGAGCAGCAAAGAUACUAGGGUGAUGGUCUCUAAGCUGCUGAAUUAUCCUGUCAAAGGACUUGUCUUUGAGGGUGGAAAUAAGUUGCGUGAUCUAUGUGAUGCCGUAGCAAGCUCUUGCAUCCUUCUCGAAAGUAACAAUGUUGCUUUCAAUCUACUUAUUUCUGAUUGUGGAAAGAGAGUAUUUCUACUACCUCAGUGCUAUGCUGAGAAACAAGCACGUGGAGAAGUAGAGCAGGAGCUUCUUGAUACUCAGGUGAACCCUGCUGUCUGGGAAAUAAGUGGACAUAUGGUGCUCAAGCGGAGAAAGGAUUACGAUGAAGCUUCUGAACAAUAUGCAUGGAAGCUUCUCUCGGAUGUUUCUCUCUCAGAUGAGAGAUUCCAGGAGGUGGAACAGUACGUCCGUGAGGCUGCUAAUUUGCAAGAAGACAGGGACUUUAUCAGCACAGAGGAGACUAGUUAUGGCUCUGGCACUACACAAGUCUCCCCACAUCUCCCUCAAGAUUGCCUUGUGCUGCGUUAACUGUUAGCGUUACUUACGCAUAGCUCACUAUGCAGAAACAUGCUCUCAUUUCCCUAGAGGUAGUUGGUGUGUGCUUUUCCUCUCUAGAUGGUUGGUGGUGUGAUGCAUACAGUUAGUUGGUGUUUUCAAGCAGGAUAUUGCUUGAGAGUUGGUAUGUGUUACCAAAUGCUGGAUAAAUUAUUGAAAGGGAUCCAUGUGUUUUGUGUAUUAUAGUAUAUGGUGAGAAUAAAUUAAGAGACUACUUUAAGGUUA
This is a messenger RNA of Salvia hispanica, 2039 nucleotides long. RefSeq names its product GDP-L-galactose phosphorylase 1-like. Gene Ontology annotation, molecular function: GDP-D-glucose phosphorylase activity. Gene Ontology annotation, cellular component: cytoplasm. Lineage: Eukaryota; Viridiplantae; Streptophyta; Magnoliopsida; Lamiales; Lamiaceae. The record is from RefSeq and is a predicted model, not a curated record. Gene Ontology annotation, biological process: glucose metabolic process.